Durusdinium trenchii is the source of this 507-nucleotide messenger RNA. The record is from the annotation of a GenBank genome assembly. Lineage: Eukaryota; Dinophyceae; Suessiales; Symbiodiniaceae.
AUGGCGCUGCUGGUCAUUGGCUUUACGCUCCUGCUGGUCAAUGCCGCCGGCGCUGGCAAGAAGCCUUUGUUCGAUUAUGCUGACCACUAUGUGAUGCUGACCCAUGAAGGCAUUUGGUCAAAGAAUGACUUCGGACGGAACAACUUCUACAGGGCCGCCCUUGCCAGCGCAAUGCCGAGGUGUUCGGGCUGCCGUGUCUUGGACUUGGGGGCUGGCAGUGGCUUACUGGCUAUGCUGGCAGCAGAAUAUGGGGCUCAACAAGUCGUUGCACUGGAGGCGAAUCCGGCACUGGCUGAACUUGCCAACAAGACCGUCGAGGCCAAUCGUGGGCUUUGGCCACCGGACACCGAGAUCUCAGUUCUGGCUCAGCUGUCGAGCCACUUGGAGAAGACCACCGGCGCCAGCGAGCUCUUUGAUGUUUUGGUGACAGAGACCUUUGGAACAAUGCUUUUGGGAGAGAGUGCAUUGUCCUUUGUCUCGGAUGCACGCCAGGAAAGAGACUCUUGA